This is a messenger RNA of Klebsormidium nitens, 2538 nucleotides long. The record is from the annotation of a GenBank genome assembly. Lineage: Eukaryota; Viridiplantae; Streptophyta; Klebsormidiophyceae; Klebsormidiales; Klebsormidiaceae.
AUGUCGGACCGGGGGUCAGUCCCGCUGAGUGCGCGCAGCCAGGCGUCGCGCGCCCCCAGCACCUUCCGCUCACAGAGCAGGAACACGGUCGGCCCGGUGGAGAGCAAGUCACGGACCUCCUUCAUGUCACACUCGAACAACAGUGUCAUGGGUCGCAAGAGCAAGGACCGCCGCAGCACUCGCAUGUCCCACAUGCGGAGGAAGGGCAAAGGCUUUGAAACCACCGAUGAACAAGUCCAGGUGGUGGAUGCCUCUGGCCGCGACGUGACCCCCAAGCCGCUGCUGUCGAUGCGGCCCACCGUGCUGCACGAGCGGGACCGCCUGAUGCACACGCCCUCCGCGGCGCACAGCCCCGUCAGCGAGCUCAACGACAGCUACGACAGGGCCUCGUCCAUCUUCAGUUGGCUGACGCGGACCCUCGUCUUCCUUGUCUACAACAGCUAUAGUCGGCGGAGCAGCAUCAGCAGCAUGAGCCCAGACGCCUUGGAGGAGGCUAACGAGGAAGAGGGAGAUUCUGAAGGAAAGGCAGCCAAGCCUGGGAACAAGCAGGACGAUGGUAAUAGGCGCGCGAGUGGGGCGGAACUGGGAAGGACGCAAGUGGUGGUUGUGAACGAAGCAGCUCCCAUCAGACCAGGGACCAGGGGGCAGGACUUUGAGGGCAUGAUCCGCUUACGGCUCCGGGAGAGUCCCACCGUCUGCCUGCUCCACCUGCCAGGGGAUGCGGUCAGCACCGAGGACCCCGGCAUAGCGGCUGUGACGGCAGCAAACGACCGGUAUGCGGCGCAGGUGGCCGGCAAGGCGGGCAGCGAGAACUUCGUGGGCAAGGCGGCGCAGACGCUGCCCAGCAUGAUGAAAGCGAAAGAGGUGCAGAUGCCGGCCGUGGGAAAAGCGGAAGCGGCGUGUCAGUCAAGCUCGUGGGAGCUGUAUGACGCAUUUGAAGCCGCAGACGCGGCAGAGGCGGAAGCAGAAGAGCGGGAAGCAGCGACAGAAAAGGAGAACAACGCCGCCGGGCCAGCCGCACAAGCACGGACGGAAGAGGCGGUCGCCUCAAAACGAUACUCGGACAGCGCGUCCGCGUGGGCGUCCGCGCGCACGAGCCGGCGCACGAGCGCGAUGAACGACGACGCGCAGUCGUCGUACGGGGGCAUGGACGGCGUGAGCGUGAUCGUCGGCGGAACGAUGGACGGGCGGAGCGUGGCAGCGGACACGGACCUGGGCUCGCUUCUGCCCGAGGAAGAAGUUGCGGAUCUGACGGUCGUCAAGGGGCUGGACAAGGCGCUGCAGGUCAUGGAGCGCGCGCUCGCGCAAAACGUGUUCCACACCAAGCUCAUCGAGUACCGCGACUUCCACGUGGCGCGCCCCCCGGCUCACGACGACGGCGCGCCCGCGGACCCGUCUCUGAGCACGCUGCGCAGCCUGCAGUCGCUCUCACUCCUUUGGGAGUUUUCCGCGGAGAUUACGGACGGCCGCCAGGUGUCAGGCAUGACGUGGAACAAGGGCUGCCGCGACAUGCUGGCGGUGGGGUACGGCCAGUUCGAGUUCGAGAAGCAGCGCGGCGGCUUGAUCGCGUUCUGGUCGCUCAAGAACCCGCAGUUCCCGGAGUGGACUAUCAGCACGGAGCAAGGGGUCACCGCGCUCGACUUCAGCGCGGCCAGCCCCAAUCUGCUCGCAGUCGGCUUCUACGACGGCGCGGUCGCGAUCUACGACGUGCGCGGCGCGGCGACCGCGGAGCCGCUGUACGCGGCGGUGCACGGCGCGGGCAAGCACACGGAACCGGUGUGGAAGCUCAAGUGGGUGGACCGCGGCCAGGACCGCGGGGAGCAGCUCGUCUCCAUCUCCACCGACGGCAGGGUCACGCAGUGGGCGCUCAAAAAGGGCCUUGAGUACUCCGACCUGAUCAAGUUGAAGCGGGUGGCACGGCGGAGCAAGGCGGGCAGUACCGCGCAGGCUGAGGCAUUCAUCUCGCGAAAAGCGAGUGGAAUGUGUUUUGACUUCAGCCCGGCCGAUCCUAGCAUCUACAUUGCCGGCACCGAGGAAGGGGCCUUGCACGCGUGCUCGUGUUCGUACAGCGAGCAGUACCUGCGGACGUACGUUGGCCACACGGGGCCCGUGUACCAAGCCCACUGGUCGCCCUUCGCACCCAACCUGUUCUUAACCGCCAGCGACGACUGGACCAUCCGGCUGUGGGCGGAAGACCAAGAGACGCCGCUUUUGGUCUUCCAAACGGGUACGCACUACGUAAGCGACGUCCAGUGGUCACCCACAAACUCCACCAUAUUCGCAACCGCGAACGGCGAAGGCAAGCUGGAGAUCUGGGACCUGGCUGCCUCCGUGAUCAAGCCCGUUUUGUCGCACAGCGUCCUGGCCAGUACUCUUUCCACCGUCCUGUUUGCGGAGGACGCGCCCAUAGUAUUGGCAGGCGACAGUAAUGGCGGGGUUAGCGUGUUCAAGGUCACCGGGUUAGAACCAGUAGACGACCUCACGCGCGAGGAGCAGAGGGCGAGGCUGGAAGCGUGCGUGGGCAAGAAAAAGCCGUAG